Messenger RNA from Paramuricea clavata, 933 nucleotides. NCBI's taxonomy places the organism in Eukaryota, Metazoa, Cnidaria, Anthozoa, Malacalcyonacea, Plexauridae. The record is from the annotation of a GenBank genome assembly.
GUAAAAGGAACAAAGUGGAUUCAAGAAGAACGCCAAAGAGAGUUCAUCUUACAGGCAGACACUCAUCACAACGCAAGUGAAAUAUACUUCCAUACUAUUCCACAAGAGCAUGUGAAGUCAGCAAGGAAAUGGAUGAAAGAUGGCAUAUUUCAACGUAACCAGAUGCCUGCAUUUGCUGAAAACCCCACUUUGACGGGAUAUGAUAAUUCCUACAGCAUUCCCUCAGACGCAGUACCAUUCGCUGGCUGGGACUAUAUUGAAGUGAAGAAAUUCGGGCAUUCGAAUUCGUUGGUUACAAUGUAUGGUGCAUACAUAGAAAAUAUUUUGGGAAUGGUGAUGAGAAAAUUAUCCAGCAAGCAAGUCCGUUUUCAAAUACUCCUCAGCGACUGUAUGGACAUCAAGCAAUAUAUUGACCAGGAGAGCAAAUAUGAUCGUAUUUUAACUUCGAACUUAAUAGAUUAUAUCAUUCUCCCGGAUUUACUAAAACUCUGUUCUCAGAAGCUAAACCACGGAAACCCUUAUGCAACCAUUGUAACGGAGACCCAAAAUUGGACACGUGAUUUUUGUCCUGAAGCAGACGUCACUGGUGAUUCGGAACGCUAUAAAUUGGGGAAAGAAACAGCUCUCAAAGAUACCAAGAAUCCUCAACAAGUUCAAUAUGGAGAUGUGAGGGAAUACCUCGAUAACUCCAGAGAGUUCAUUGAUUUCAUACGAGCAUUGUUCCACACCCAUGCCAUGAGAAUUAGGCCCACCGAAUUGCCCAAAAUUCCGACUGUUCAAGUGUUGGGCAAUGAAUUUCAAUUGAAACUCAGAGAUGGCUUUCGAAAUGAAAACAGGAUCGCUACUUUCAAGAUGGCUGUCAAUCGAAGAAGGGUGACAGUGAUUACAGGGUUAGCACGUAUCAUUGAAUGGGUGCCUUGGCAGAGUGAGUGA